UGUACUUGGAAAAUAUGGGAGUGCACGGAGUCUGACAAUAUUGUUAGAGUGAAUUUAAACAUUUAUCUAUAGCGCCAUGGUUGCUGUCAGGAUAGCUAGUUAUAUGAUAUUUUGCUAGUUAAGAAGGACCUAGCAAUUUGUUUCUGAAUGUUUGCUAUGAAAAGAACACCCUUUAACUUUAAAGCGAUUGCAUGGUUAUUGAAACAUCCAGUUGCUGGCAACCCACGCUGUGCUUUCAACCUAUGGAUUAAGAACAGUGUCCCCAACAGAAGAUACAAUAUGGCCUCCAUUGCAAGUGGCAAUCAGAAACCAAAUCAGAAGAGAUCUAAACCGCCGAAAGAGACCCUACGGCACGUAAAAAAUAGAGAGCAAAGAAAACAUGUGGACUUGCAUGGACCGUCAAAUGUCUAUGUUCAAGUCGUCGGAGCAGGUAGCCGUGAAAACGGACCGUCUAUCUAUGUGUUCUCCGAGUACAAUAGGUAUUUGUUCAACUGUGGAGAAGGAACACAGCGGCUGAUGCAAGAACACAAGUUGAAGGCAGCUCGUCUGGACAAUGUCUUCCUUACUAGAAUGAACUGGGCGAAUGUUGGGGGUUUAUGUGGGAUGAUCUUAACAUUGAAAGACACUGGAGUUCCAGAAUGUGUUCUCUCUGGACCACCGCAGCUGGAGAAAUUUGUAAAAGCAAUCCGUGUGUUUUCUGGGCCGUUGGAGGACAUCAAGCUAGCGGUCAGGCCUUACACCGAUCCCCAGUACUCUGACAACACCAUGACUGUGACUCAAGUGGCAAUUUUCGCCCAGCUGAAAGGAGACCGACUGAGGCGCUCCCCCAGUCCAGGACGAAGCAACCCUGACUGCAGUCCCAGCCACUCCCCCCGGAGGGAGCUCUGGAGGCCAAAGAACAUGGAUGGUGGGCCUGGCAGUGCUGGGCAGGAGAGGGUGGAGAGCCCAGGUGAGCACCCAAAACCAACCAGAGAUCCCUCUUUGGUCAUCGCCUUUGUCUGUAAGCUUCAUCCGAAAAAGGGGAAUUUCCAGGUGCUGAGAGCCAAAGAGCUGGGAUUACCCGUGGGCACGGCGGCCAUCGGGCCGAUUAUCGCUGCUCUGAAGGACGGGAAGAGCAUCAUGUUUGAAGGGAGAGAGAUCCAGCCUGAGGAGGUGUGCACACCCACUGACCCUGGACCAGUCUUCAUCGUGGUGGAGUGUCCCUCGGAGGAGUUUGUCCAACCGCUCUGCUCCAAUGAGGUCCUCAGCAGGCACCAGUCUGGUGGGACAGAGGAUUCUGCGGCAUUAGUGAUUCACAUGGUGCCGGAGUCGGUGUUGGAAACAGAUGGCUAUAAGAGCUGGAUGGAGAGAUUCCCAGCCAGCACUGAGCACCUGAUUCUAAAUGAACAGGUCCACACUGUUCACAACAUCAGGAGCCACAAGAUCCAAACCCAGCUCAAUCUCAUUCAUCCAGAAAUCUUCCCUGAGCUGAAGAGCUGCAAUACAAAGGUCAAACAGGCCACACUGCAUGUGCCCAACGUUAGGGCUGAGUGCCUACUCAAGUAUCAGCUCAGACCCAAACUUGAAUGGCAGAGAGAUGCUAUUCCCUCGUGCGAUGCCUCUGAGUUCAUCAAGGAGGCGUCUGAGCUCUCAGGCUUCCUGAAAGAGGUGGAGGAGUGUAAGCGCUUCCAGGUCACGGACUCCAUGGCUCUAUCAGGGACCGUGGAGAAGUAUCCUGAGGUGGUGUUUCUGGGCACUGGCUCUGCCCUCCCCAUGAAGACCCGGAAUGUAAGCGCUACCUUGCUAAACAUCAGCUCCACCCAGUCCUUACUGCUGGACUGUGGAGAGGGCACUUUUGGACAGCUGUGCCGUCACUAUGGCGAUGAUGUGGAUGAGGUCCUGAGCAAACUGUCAACAGUCUUCAUCUCCCACAUGCACGCAGACCACCACACGGGGCUGUUAAAUUUGCUACUGCAGAGGGAGAGGGCUUUGAGCACUCUGGGAAAGCCAUUCACCCCCAUCUACCUGGUGGCCCCCCUCCAGAUGAUGUCCUGGCUGAACCAGUACCAUGACCACUGCCAGGACAUCCUCAGCCACAUCAACAUAAUCCCAGCCCGAUCCCUGGUCGAGGGUGCAGAGGUGCAAAAAUUCAAAACCAAGGCAUUCAUCCAGGCACUGCUCAAAAAAUCAGACCUGGAAAAGUUCCAGACAUGUGCUGUGCGGCACUGCAAGAAUGCCUUUGCCUGCAGCAUCACGCACCAGUCUGGCUGGAAGCUGGUGUUCUCUGGGGACACCAUGCCCUGCGAAGCCCUUGUGAAUAUGGGGAAAAAUGCAACACUUCUUAUUCAUGAGGCAACGCUGGAGGACGGCUUAGAGGAGGAGGCGGUGGAGAAGAGGCACAGCACAACCUCUCAGGCCAUUGGCAUCGGGAUGAAGAUGAACUCUGAGUUCAUGGUGCUGAACCACUUCAGCCAGCGGUAUGCCAAGAUCCCGCUCUUUAACGCUGACUUCAGCGACAGGGUCGGGAUUGCCUUCGACCACAUGAGGAUCCGCCUGGGUGACUUCCAGGUCCUCCCGAAACUCAUGUCGCCCCUGAAGGCGCUGUUUGCGGCAGAGAUCGGCGAGAUGGAGGAGAGGCGCGGGAGGCGUGAGCUGAAGCAGAUGAAAGAGGCAGGCCUGGAGAUACUGCCCAGUGGGGAGCAUGGGGGCGGGGCCAACGGCCAGGCAGUGAGCAAGCGGGACAUAGAGGAUGACCCUGAGGAGGCGAGCAGAAAGAGAGUGAAGACCAACUGAGCGACAGCAGGGGUCACUCUCCAGAUUAACAAUUAGGACUGUGCUUCUAUCCAGAAAUCUAACAUAACCCUGUGAUUUAUUUGAACAAAAGAUUUAAGGGAAGUUCCAUUUGGGAUUUUUGAGCAUUUCCAUCCUGACUGCAGGAUGAUAGAUUUUGUUUGGCUGCUUUGCUUAUAGUUGCUGUGAAUAAAGCUUUUAAUUUAUCGA
Messenger RNA from Megalops cyprinoides (Indo-Pacific tarpon), 2979 nucleotides. It is a transcript of the gene elac2, whose product is annotated as elaC ribonuclease Z 2. Gene Ontology annotation, cellular component: mitochondrion. The coding region runs from base 148 to 2772 and encodes 874 amino acids. The transcript is spliced from 24 exons. Gene Ontology annotation, molecular function: 3'-tRNA processing endoribonuclease activity. Gene Ontology annotation, biological process: mitochondrial tRNA 3'-end processing. The record is from RefSeq and is a predicted model, not a curated record. NCBI's taxonomy places the organism in Eukaryota, Metazoa, Chordata, Actinopteri, Elopiformes, Megalopidae.